AUGUCUGUCACGCUGCGUCUCCCACCCGCCCUUCUCGACCUCACUUUGCUCCGUGCCUCUCCGCGCCUCAGUGCGCUCUCUGUCGCGUCUAGUUCUGUCACCUCUAGACAUGCGUGCAAUAGGUACAGUCACGGAGCUGCUAUGGUAGCGCAAGCUCCUGCUCAGGACUACCUUGGUCACUUUAUGCAGCGCGGUGGUCGGUCGCUAAGUGCACAACGGAGACGAAAGGAAAAAGAAGCGGAUCGUGGUUCCCUCGUACCUAUGGAGGAGAAUGAGGGUAUGGGAACCCUUACGGAGUUGGAGGAGCGGGUGAAGGCCUUGCAGCAGACGGCGGCUUCGUCCGAGUUGCUCAACAGCUCGUUGACUUACUCUGAAGAUGACCUGCUGAGAAUCUACGAGGCUCUCCUGGCCAUUCCGGCUUCUGAGACUCCUGCCGCCUCCGUUCCGCGGGAGAAAGAUGACACAGAACUUGUCGAGGCUGUUGCACAUCGGUUACUGGAGCCUUCGGGUCUUGCAUCAGCUUCUUCCGCACCGUCGCGACAAAUCCAUCAUGCCAUCGUUGGUCGCUUACAACAAAUUAUGUCAGAGAUCGAUUCCUUCCAGUCAUCAAUGUUCAAGGAAAAACUAAAAGAGGGUGAAGGCGUGGAGCAAGUCAAGGAGUUCCCGACUAGUCUCAUUACUAACAAGGAGUGGUCAGCACUGGCACGUACAUGUAUUAGUGCAAAAGAUUACGCCACUGCCGAGCUCGUUCUCAAUUUGAUGAAGCGAUCCGGUAGUCUCAAUAUGGAAGAGUCGAUUAACGACCUGCUCGCCGCGUACGCUUCCGAAGGUAAUGUGUCAGGCACAGAGCGUGUCCUGCAUGUUCACGUGCCCGCGCCCACCGAGUUGCAACGCGAUCUCCACGUCAAGUCACAUAUCAAGGCUACAUCGCAAUAUGAGAUGCCUGAUAAUGCUUUACGGAUCCUGCACGCAUGCGAACAGCUAGGCACACCUGCACCUCAAAAAUCAUACACUCGUACUAUCACGGCUCUGCUUUCCAUGCGCCGUGACGGUGCACAGGGCCGCGCGCAGGCAUGGGACCUGUUCGCGCAUAUGCGCUACGUUGCUCAUCCCCAGCCGGACGUCGCGCUCUACACUCUCAUGCUCCGUGCCUGCUCGCACCCAUCCGCACCCGUCGAGCCUGAGCGCGCGCUGGACCUCUUCACAGAAAUGACAGUCGAUCGCAGUCUCGCGCCGACGCAGCGCGCAUACACGGCCGCGAUGUAUGCGUUCGCGCGCAGCGGAGAAGAGCGCUACGUGCACCAGGCGUUCCGACUCGCGAGGGAAAUGCUCGAUGCAAAUCGCGACGCACAUGGGCGGAGCGCAUUCGGUCCCAACCGAGGCUUGUUCAUUGCCCUGCUAGAGGGCGCGAAGCGCAUCAAGGAUCUUGCACGGGCGCGAUGGAUCCUAGCAGAGAUGGUGAAGCAGACUUUACAAGCUGAUCGAGACCUAGAGGCAGAGGGAGGGAUGAAGGAGCAGGAUGCACUGCUGACGGAAACGGUGAUGCACAAUAUUUUCCAAGCCUAUGCUUCGUAUGAAGUACCCUUCAAGCGCUCUGCGACCCGGAUUGUGGACGAUGCGCCUGAUCAGAUAGCUCAAAAAGAAUCUCAGACGUCAGUACAAGACAAAAACCUCACAAGUUCGGGGGUAAUGGGGAACCCUGAUAUACAGGAGGACUUCGAAAACGCAGGACUGACUGACGUCACUCACACUUCAAAAUUCUCCCACAUUCCACCUCAGUCGAAGGGAGAAAUAGUUGCGGAAGCGAAGAUUCUUUUCGAUCGCAUAGUCGCAGACGGCAUCGCUCCAAUGGACGAACAAGAGGGAACCUGGAGCCCCUUCCGAUACGUCCGCCUCACCUCUCGCCUCCUCAACGACUACCUCUCUGUGUAUUAUGCCCAUGCGCCUUUCGAUACGUGGAGCGCUGUGUAUCGUGAUCUUUUCGACCGCAUGGGCAUAUCGCGGGAUGCGAGAACGUACGUUGAUGCGCUCGAGCGCUGCUCGGUUGCAUCCAAGGCCGAUCGCACCGUCGCACUUCGGUUCGCUGAGGAGGUAUGGGGCGCGUGGCAGGGCAUCGAGGAGGCUUGGCGUCUGAGAUUCGAUCGUGACGAUGCUAAUGAGGUCAUCGAAACAGUCAAUGCGCGUUGGGUUGAGCGGGCGAACACAGCUAUGAUCCAGUUGCUCAGUCUCACCCGUGAACACACUCGUGCUCUAGAGGUUGUAAGGGUCUUCGCAGAACGGUAUCCUCCAUCAGCACUGCUGAAGACUCCUUCGCAAAAUUCCUUGCGCUCGACGCGUGUUCAGCUGGAGGGUGCUAAGCCACUUGUGCGACUCUAUCACCCUACCGAUGUGCCGGACGAUAACGUUCCGCCGCUUCUCACCUUUACCGAGCUUGAACUUCUCAAGCAUCGUCUUGUUGCAGCUGGCGACCGCUCAGGUAUCGACUAUAUUAAUUGGCUCUGCAAGUCAUACGAGGGCUCUCUUAGGCGGAGAAGAGACGCGAUGGUGUCCGCAAAGUCGCUAAAAGCUAGAAAGAAAAGAGAUUGA
Molecule: messenger RNA, 2586 nt
Organism: Laetiporus sulphureus 93-53
Lineage: Eukaryota; Fungi; Basidiomycota; Agaricomycetes; Polyporales; Laetiporaceae
Exons: 6
Coding region: 1-2586 (861 amino acids)
Molecular function (GO): protein binding
Source: RefSeq, a predicted model, not a curated record